GAGCUGGAGCUGAGGCAGAAGCAGGAGCUGCAGCGGGUGGAGGCGGAGGCGCGGGCCCGGGCGCGGGCGGAGCGGGAGAACGCGGACAUCGCCCGCGAGCAGAUCCGCCUGCGCGCCGCCGAGCACCGCCAGACCGUCCUGGAGUCCCUCAGGACAGCUGGGAUGCUCUUUGGGGAAGGAUUCCGUGCUUUUGUGACAGACUGGGAUAAAGUUACAGCCACGGUGGCAGGCCUGACCCUGCUGGCAUUGGGAGUUUACUCUGCCAAGAAUGCCACGGCCGUGGCAGGGAGGUACAUAGAGGCAAGGCUGGGGAAACCUUCCCUGGUGAGGGAAACCUCACGUAUCACCCUGCUGGAGGCUCUGAAGCAUCCUAUCCAGGUUGGUAAACGUCUUACCAGCAAGGCUCAGGAUGCCCUUGAAGGAGUUGUUCUCAGUCCACAGUUAGAAGCACGUGUGAGAGACAUUGCCAUAGCAACAAGAAAUACAAAAAAGAACAAAAGCCUUUACAGGAAUAUUCUGAUGUAUGGUCCCCCAGGCACUGGGAAGACACUCUUUGCCAAGAAAUUAGCUGUGCACUCAGGCAUGGACUAUGCCAUCAUGACUGGUGGCGACGUUGCCCCUAUGGGGCGUGAGGGAGUUACUGCCAUGCAUAAGCUCUUUGACUGGGCAAACACCAGUAGGAGAGGCCUCCUGCUAUUUGUGGAUGAAGCAGAUGCAUUUCUGAGGAAGAGGGCAACAGAGAAAAUCAGUGAAGAUCUCAGAGCAACUUUAAAUGCAUUCCUGCACAGAACAGGGCAGCACAGCAACAAGUUUAUGCUUGUUUUAGCAAGCAACCAGCCCGAGCAGUUUGACUGGGCCAUCAAUGACAGGAUAGAUGAGAUGGUGAACUUUGACCUGCCCCAGCUGGAGGAGCGGGAGCGGCUCGUGAGGAUGUACUUCGAUAGGCACGUCCUGAAGCCAGCCACAGAGGGCAAACAGCGCUUGAAGCUGGCCCAGUUUGACUAUGGGAAGAAGUGCUCAGAGAUUGCCAGGCUGACAGAGGGCAUGUCUGGCCGAGAGAUCUCUCAGCUUGCUGUGGCCUGGCAGGCCGCAGCCUACGCGUCGGAGGACGGCGUGCUGACCGAGGCCAUGCUGGACGCGCGGGUGGCAGACGCCGUGCGGCAGCACCGGCAGAAGAGGGAGUGGCUGAGGACGGAGGGGGCCGGAGCCACGGGCAGGAACCCGCCCCUGCCCUCCCCCAAGGACACACCCCUGUGA
Molecule: messenger RNA, 1257 nt
Organism: Merops nubicus (carmine bee-eater)
Lineage: Eukaryota; Metazoa; Chordata; Aves; Coraciiformes; Meropidae
Gene: ATAD3A
Product: ATPase family, AAA domain containing 3A
Biological process (GO): mitochondrion organization
Cellular component (GO): mitochondrion
Molecular function (GO): zinc ion binding; ATP hydrolysis activity; ATP binding
Source: RefSeq, a predicted model, not a curated record